Racocetra fulgida is the source of this 503-nucleotide messenger RNA. The record is from the annotation of a GenBank genome assembly. Lineage: Eukaryota; Fungi; Glomeromycota; Glomeromycetes; Diversisporales; Gigasporaceae.
GUGAGCGUGUCUUAAAAAAUACUAAAGUUAUAGGUAAGUGGAAGGAUGAGAAUGGAGGAGAUCAAGCUAUUGGCUAUGCAGGAGUUCGUGCGAAAUGCUAUAGUGUUGUGUGUGAAAAUUCUCGAAAAAAUAUGAUUAAGGCUAAAGGUCUUAAAAAGUCUCUCAUCAAGAAAGAGCUUUCACAUAAAAUAUUCGAGGACUGUGUUUUAGAAGGAAAAGAGGAUCAACCACGAACCGCUCAAUUCCUCCGAAUAGAUAAAUCCAAUAAAAGACAGAAGAUAACUACUGAGGAGGGCGAAUCUUCUACAGUAAAAAAGCUUAUCAAAGAAUUAAAAGAUGAUAGUGUUAAUAAAGAUUUAAUAUUUGCUUCUCAGUUAUCUGAAGAUGGUUAUACUUAUCUUUACAAAGAAAUUGUUAAAGCCGAAGCUGAAAUGAUAUUGCAAGUCAAAAGGUUUAAAAAAGGUCCAAUCCCACAAAUCGGUGCAUAUGGUGGGAAUACAUAG